Messenger RNA from Lethenteron reissneri (Far Eastern brook lamprey), 3712 nucleotides. Its product is annotated as RNA-binding protein 25-like. NCBI's taxonomy places the organism in Eukaryota, Metazoa, Chordata, Hyperoartia, Petromyzontiformes, Petromyzontidae. Gene Ontology annotation, cellular component: spliceosomal complex. The record is from RefSeq and is a predicted model, not a curated record. Gene Ontology annotation, molecular function: mRNA binding. Gene Ontology annotation, biological process: regulation of alternative mRNA splicing, via spliceosome.
UGUCUAUCUAUGUGCUUGAGUGUAUUUCUCCUUGUGUCUCUGAGUCUCUAUGGCUAUGGGUUUAUUCUACUUCCAUGGAUGCCGUAGGUGCUAGUCAUCUCAAAACUCGUGUGUUUAGGUUUAAACUCGCCAUUUGGCCUAUAACCAACACGCCUUUCUCGUUGCGACUUUUACGUUCAUAUGGUAAUAAGUAUAGAGGCACCUGUAACGUAACCUUUUGUCAGAUCUACUGCUGGACGAAAAUACUCCGUAUGAUACCAGUCUCGUCGGCAGUGUCUGUUUUAAAAGCAGACUCGAAGAUAUAUAUCUACCGACUCCGAUUGUUGAUGCCUCGUGUAUCCCCCGAGAGCCAAGAACCCCGCGGGUUGGUUUUUGUUGCCACGGCGGCUUGAGCACAGCGCUCAAAACGCCAAGUAGUAGUGGGGCCAGCAGCAAGAACGGCACGACGAGGAAAUCUCGAAAGGAACAAAAAAAACCCCUCAGGUCGACACGCACGUAAACAACAGCGUCCGCGAUGGCUCGUCGACGCAACGUAAAUUUGCAAGCGUGCAAAGAAACGCGUGCAGGAAUGUGUCGUGUAGGUCAGGUUGAAUACAUGCCCCGGAUUGAGCAUAGGAAAUAGGUACGAUGGGAUGGAAUUGCUGAAGCUCCUUGUAUACUUAGCCCAGACUUGUUGAAGUUGAUUAUCCUACCUGGUCAUUGUUCACAUUGUACAAAACAAGGUGGUUGGGGUGGUGGAUUAAUUUACCUGGUCAUUGUUCAUGUACCAACCAAGGUGGUUGUGGUAGUUGAUUUUUCUACCUGGUUAUUGUUCAUGUACCAACCAGGGUGGUUGAUUAACCUACCUGGUUCUUGUUGAUAUCUCUACUGAAUUGUUGAUGUAUCUUCUUAGUAGUCGUAGUUAUUGUUACAAGUGUGUAGCACCUAUUUGUGGUUGAUGAUUUUCCCCUCUGGUUUGUUACAUUCUGGAUGAAGACUUCCCCCUGCCCUGCAGGUCUUGGGGUUGUACGGCCGUACAUCACCACGCUGCUCAGUGUGGGUUGGUGAACGUCGCUAGAAUGGCGUGGGAGCAGACGAACACACAGUGCAGGCUCUGUCCGGCGUGACCAGCGCAAAACUGUCGAAGAUGUCGUUCCCACCUCGCCUGGCACGACACCCCAUGCCGGUCAUGCCCCCCAUCCCCAUGCCCCCGGGCAUGCCCCCGCUUCCCCCGGGUAUGGCGAGGGGGCUGCCCCCUCCCCUGCCCCCGGGACUGCCGCCCCCCCACUACGCCGGGUAUCCUCCUCCGGGCAUUCCGCCCCCAGGUACCCCGAUGAUUCCUGUUCCGAUGGGCAUGCUUCCCAGACCGUGGACUGUGCCCUCCCUCCGGCACCAGGUGUUCCUGCCCCGUCGCAUGACGCUGCCGCCCAUGAUGGGCAAGCCUCCAGGGCUGCUGCCAUCCCCAGGGCCGCCGCCGCCUCCGCCCGGAGCAGGGCCGCCCACGAUGUCCGCCGCGGCGGCUCCCCCGGUCCGGCCGCCCGCCUCCUCGCCGGCGCCGCAGCCGCCGCCGUCGUCAUCGUCGUCGUCGUCGUUAUCGUCGUCGUCCGCCCCCCGGAAGGCGGACGAGCCGGCGCCGCCCCCCACGACCGUGUUCGUGGGGAACAUCCCCGACCGCGCGUCGGAGUAUCUCAUCGGGCUGCUGCUCGCCAAAUGCGGCACGGUGCUCAACUGGAAACGGGUCCAGGGACCGUCGGGGAAACUCCAAGCGUUCGGCUUCUGCGAGUACCGUGAGCCGGGCUCCUCGCUUCGCGCACUGAGGCUCCUGCACGACCUGGAGUUGGGCGACCGGCACCUGCUGGUGAAGGUCGACGCCAAGACCAAGGCCCUGCUGGAUGCGUGGAAGGCCCAGCAGCAGGCGUCCACUGCCGCCGCCGCCGCCGCCGCCGCGGAGAAAAGCAGCAGCAGCAACAACGACGAGAAGACGCAGCCGGCGUCCAACCAAGCCCACGAGCAGGAAAAGAAGGCGGCGGGCGAGGAAAAACAGCAGGGGGAACAGCAGCCGCAGGACAAGGAGCGGCAGCAGCAGCAGCAGCAGGAUGAGAAGGACAAGAAGCAGGUGAAGGAGCGGCAGCAGCAGGAAGAGAAAGUGGCGGAGGAGAGCGACGGCAAUGACCUGGACGCGGCGACGCGCCGCGUGGACGAAGCGACGCAGCAGGAGAUCCGCGCCGUCAUCCGCGAGCACGAGAGCCAGCUGUCGGGAGAGUCGGGCGGCGCCGACAACUUCCAGCGUCGCCGGCGCAAGGAGCGCAAGGACGGGGAUCUGGACAACAUGGACAUCGAGGAUGACAAGAAGGACCUCAUUUCGCGCGAAAUCAGCAAAUUCAGAGACACCCACAAGAAACUGGAGGAGGAGAAGGAGAAGAGGGAGAAGGAGCGGCAGGACAUGGACGUCGUCGACCGCGAUCGCCCGGAGGCGAAGAGGGAUCGUGAGGAGCGCGAGGACAGGGAGAAAGAGGAGCGCGAGAGGGAGAGGGAGCGGGAGCGCGAGAGGGAGCGGGAGCGCGAGAGGGAGCGGGAACGCGAGAGGGAGCGCGAGAAGGAGCGGGAGGAGCGGGAGAAGGAGAAGCAGCGCGAGAAGGAGAAACCCCACGUCACCAACCAGGAGCCCAGCCCUGCCAGCGACGAUGGAAGCCGUGACCGCGAGCGUCUGUACGGCUCGCACGAGGAGGAGGACGAGGAGGACUUCUACGUGAGGAAGAGGCUGGAGAAGAGGCUCUGGGAGAAGGAGGCCUCCUACCAGGAGAGGUUAAAGAACUGGGUGGCCCGCGAGAAGAAGCGAUGUAAACUCUACGAGAAGGACGCCAAGAAGGAGCGGAAUCGGAGGAGAGACAUGACCAAGGAAGCGAAGCGUCUGCGCGUGUUCUUCGAGGAGUACGACGAUGACCGGGACGACCCCAAGUACUUCAUGGGCAACGCGCUGGCCAAGCGUCUGUGGGAGCGCGAGAAGGAGCUGGAGUCGGACGAGAGGGACCGCUGGCGCGAGCGCGAGGAGCUGCAGGAGCUGCGGCUCAGGUUCAUCCGCGAGGGUCGGCCCGACCCCGACGGGGACAUCCUCAGGAUCCAGCAGAUGGAGGCGCGGUGGGAGAUGGACGCGAGCACGGAGGGCGGCUCCGAUUCCCCCGCCGAGAACGGCGAGGCCGCCGGCGGCGUGCCGUCGGCGAGCGAGGGCCCGGCGCUCCUCCUGCCGUCCCUGCGGCCGACGCUGCGCCCCGUCAACCUCGCGCCGUCCGUGUCGCCGCACAGCGACGAGGGGGCCGCCAUGGCGGCGGGGCCGGCGGCGGCGUCGUCGUCGCCCGGCAGACGACGGCAACUCGCGGCGGACGGCGGAGCCCAGCAUGCCCACGCACAGGGGCCUCCGUCACGCUUUCCCCAACGGAAGCCCCGGGCCGCUGCCGCACCACUCGUCGUCGCGCUCCCGCAGCGACGUCCGCCACCAACACUACCACCAUCACCACCGCCCUGGCGGCGGCGGCGGCGGCGAGGCGGAGAACAACGACGAGGAGGAGGAGGAGGAGGAAGCUGACGAAGAGAACGACGACUACGAAGACGACAGGGGGGGCGACGAGGACGAUGUCCCGACCACCCGCGCGGACGCCUACCACGCCGGCAGGGGUCGCGGCGGCGCCGCCGCCGGACCCUCGACCGGCGCCGUGCCGUCGCCGAUCGAGCGGCU